This is a messenger RNA of Diachasmimorpha longicaudata, 903 nucleotides long. RefSeq lists its product as uncharacterized. Bases 367 to 903 code for a protein of 178 amino acids. The transcript has 3 exons. The record is from RefSeq and is a predicted model, not a curated record. Lineage: Eukaryota; Metazoa; Arthropoda; Insecta; Hymenoptera; Braconidae.
UCCAGUUCACUAGAGAUUACGUAUAAUUUCAGCACUCGUUCAGAUAUUUUGCAAUAUCCGGGAAAAAUUUUGAUCAUUAACGUCUCGGGGUAUUGGCAUAACGUUUCCUAGUGCAGUCGAAGGAUUUCUGAAGAUGACAAUUCCUCAGACGAUCAGUUGACUGCCAGUUUCCAGAUUCAUUGGUGGGUUGACAUGUUCGUCAUGAUGAUAAUCAAAAGUGAAAAGCCAUUGAAUAACAAAUGUUUCGUGGACAAUUGCCGGAUAUGUGUUGAGUACUAAAUUUCCGAGGAAAGUAAUUGUGUCUGAAAAAUUGGAGGUGGAUACAAGAUUCUAUAUCUCACUGGGUAUUGAUGCCAUCAAUCAAAUAUGGACACUCGAAUCAUGAUCAGUCUUCUAAUCAUGUUCCUCUGCAAGUGGAUUAACGCAGUUGGGGCAGACGAUAAAAGUCAUGAGAGUGAUUUGAUCACAACUGAGAAGACAGCAGUUGCCACGACAGUGCAAUCAUUCAGAUCAUCAAGGGCGUAUCGACGGGGCCAUGACAUCGACGAUGAUCACGAUCACGAUGGCCAUGCGGAUCAAGAUGACGAAAUGGAGGACUCGAAAUCGAUGGCUAAGAGCGAGUACUGGGGUGGUUACUACGAUUUUUUGAUUAACGAGGGGAGCUACAAGUUCUGGGCUGUAUUUCAGCUUGCCACUGCUGCACUCCUCAUCUACAGUGGAUUUGCUGCCCUUUAUUACGCCAAGGUAAAUCCAUCUAUCCCGGACGACUACGAUGAUUAUUUUCUCCGUCGAAGAAGAAGACGGCGUGACACUGACAGUCCGUUAUUUUUUGGUAUAGACAGUGCAACAUUCCAGCGAAUAAUGGACUCACUAGCAAGAAGAAAUAAUGAUAUAAUGUAUUAA